Messenger RNA from Aegilops tauschii subsp. strangulata, 1048 nucleotides. The record is from RefSeq and is a predicted model, not a curated record. NCBI's taxonomy places the organism in Eukaryota, Viridiplantae, Streptophyta, Magnoliopsida, Poales, Poaceae.
GGCUUCAGCGGCUCGAAAUUGUUCAUAGCAGCACCUCGGAGUGCUCACUACACAGCAUGAUUGCCGGCUGCCCUUCUCUGGAGUGCUUGCUAAUUUCUCGGUGCAGUGGACCUCGUUGCCUCCGGAUCAAUUCACUUGUCCUCAGAAGCGUUACAGUCAGAAAUUAUUCACUGGGUGGAGCACCCAUGUUAGAGGAAAUCGUCAUCGAGAGUGCCCCUUGCCUCGAAAGACUAUUCGAUCUUAAUCAGAUGCAGGAUUUGCGUGUGUCAGUGCUCUUCGCGCCUAAGUUGGAGACUUUAGGCUGUACCAACUCCACCAGGCUCGUCUUUGGUUCUACAGAUAUUCAGGGAUCGCGCACAAUCAAGUGUUUGGCUCUCAGUAUGCCCACUCUUAGUUUGGCCAUGGUUAUUGGAUUGAUAAGAAGGAUUCCGUGCUUGGAGAAGUUGUACAUUCAGCGCAACACGUCAAGGAAGAACAAUAAUGCGUGGCGUCAUAAAUACCGCGAUCUUCUCAAUAGUCUUGACAUCCGUCUGAAAAUUAUGGUGUUGAAUUGCUAUUCCGGCAGAAGACCUGACGUCGAUUUUGUCACAUUCUUUGCCCUCAAUGCUAAACAGCUAGAGUCGAUGACACUUGUGGUCCACACCGACGAUGAGGACUUCUUGGCAAAACAGCAUCACAAGCUUCAGCUGGAGAAGAGGGCUUCAAGUGGUGCUCGGUUUCAUUUCACCACGGAGCGACGCUACGAAUUUGGAUACGAAUUAUCCUUUUGAGUGGUAGUUUUGAAAAUACUUCGUGUUUGGUCAAGUGAGAAGUUACUCUAUCCAACCAGCAAACCUUAUUUUAUGUUUUGUCCAACAACAAUAAGCUACUAUGUUUGGAGUAUUUUAGUUUGUAUUGUCUUCGAACAUGUUCAAACAAGCUAUGUAUUUAAAUGAUGUUUGCGGCUAUUACUUAUUAUUGUCUUAUCAUGAAUUCAUGAUACCUUGUUUAGAUUAAAUUAUUUGCAUGCGUGGCGCCUGGGUUACUGCAGGGUGGUGGGGUAGUUUUG